Messenger RNA from Nicotiana tabacum (common tobacco), 1325 nucleotides. The record is from RefSeq and is a predicted model, not a curated record. NCBI's taxonomy places the organism in Eukaryota, Viridiplantae, Streptophyta, Magnoliopsida, Solanales, Solanaceae.
AUGUUGAAAAGUAAAAGAGGCGGUGUUGCCGAAGGAAAUGCGCAUUUAGCACCUCAGAGCCACCACAAAUUCGAUUUCCGGAAGUACAUCAAACGAUCACUCGAAGAAGAUUUCAAAGUGGUCGUAGGGAUCAGUCCCCCAAUAUGGUUUCUCGCUGUGCUGUUCCUACUCUUCAAUACUCAUGGCUGGUACUCUUAUCUCUGGCUACCAUUCAUCCCCUUGAUUGUCAUAUUAUUAGUAGGGACCAAGCUACAAGUGAUUAUAACAAAGAUGGGAUUAAGGAUUCAUGAAAGAGGAGAAGUAGUGAAAGGAGUCCCUGUCGUUCAGCCUGGGGAUCACCUUUUUUGGUUCAACCGUCCUCGUCUCAUUCUUUAUCUCAUUAAUUUUGUCCUCUUUCAGAAUGCUUUUCAAUUGGCCUUCUUUGCUUGGACUUGGUAUGAGUUCGGGCUGAAAUCUUGUUAUCACGACCAUACUGAGGAUAUCGUCAUCAGAAUAUCUAUGGGGGUUCUCAUUCAGAUUCUCUGCAGUUAUGUCACCCUUCCUCUUUAUGCUCUCGUGACACAGAUGGGUUCAAACAUGAAACCAACCAUAUUCAAUGAGAAAGUAGCAACAGCAUUGAAGAACUGGCACCACACAGCAAAGAAACACAUUAAGGAUCAAAGCAAGCAUUCAAAUACAGUGACACCAAUGUCAAGCAGGCCAGGAACACCCUCUCAUGGCAUGUCACCCGUCCAUUUGUUGCGCAGUCAUUACAGGAGCGAUGUGGGCAGCCUACAGAACUCGCCUCAUAGAUCAAACUAUGAUCAUGCUGAUCACUGGGACAAUGAGGGCGGCUCCCCUUCACCCUCCCGGUUUUACCAGGAGGGUGAUGGCUCAUCAUCGUCCUACAUGCACCAGAUUCAACUUGGUCACUUGGAACAUGACUCGCCAGAAGUUAUUGGGCCUAGUUCGUCACAAGUGGUUCCCCUGCCACAAGAGGAUCGCGACCAACAUGAGAUCACCAUUGCUGGAUCAAGAGAAUUUUCGUUUGAGAAAAGAACGACAAGUUUAUAGAAUUAACAAAAUCUUGCACAGGGACUAAGUGAAGGAAUUUUUCCUAGCGCAUUGCAAAAAGAAGUCUGUUUAGACUGGCACAAAAAUCAGAAAGAUGGGGUAGAUAACAUACGCACUCGCGAUAUUUUUUAUUAAUUUAUUACUUGAUUUCAGAAAUGAAGAUUGUAAAUUAGAUCCUGAUUGCAGUAUUGCACUGUGUAAAUCUCUGUAAUUAAGAGAUCGAGAAUUUGAUCGGAGUUCUUCUACUAAAUACAAGUAAAACAUUUGAUCUU